Diabrotica balteata is the source of this 3310-nucleotide messenger RNA. Lineage: Eukaryota; Metazoa; Arthropoda; Insecta; Coleoptera; Chrysomelidae. The record is from the annotation of a GenBank genome assembly.
UAGAAAACGGCAAUAAAUCACGUCAAUUGUCAAUGCGCGCAUGUGAAAAUUAUAGAAAUUUUAUUUAUUUUUGAAAUAGAAUUCUUUAUAUUGGAAACUUAAAAUUUGUAAUUUAGAACCAUGGCAGAUGAUCAAGCAAUUAAUGGAAGCGCUGAAGACUUACCAGAAAAGAAUCAAAAAAAAGUUGCCAAAUACGAUAGUGGAGCAGCCGAUCUGGAAAAAGUUACAGACUAUGCAGAAGAAAAAGAAAUAUCUACCCAAGAUGUAGCAAAUGCAAUAUCAGCUAUAGGUGAUAGAAGAAAUAAAGAUGCUUUAGAAAAACAAGCUAGAGAAAAAGAACUGUUGAAAGUAUCAAUUAAAAAGGAAGAUGUGGAUUUGAUUGUUCGCGAAAUGGAAAUAUCUAGAACUUUGGCAGAAAGGACUCUUAGGGAAUAUCAUGGAAAUGUUGUGAAUGCUUUGGUAGCAUUGACCAAUUGAACUUUAUUAUAUUAAUAAGAACAAUUUUAGUCCUGACAGUAAGAAUAUUUUCCAAAUAAAACAGUGAACACAAUUAUUUUUUGUUUUUACAAAAUUAGCACUGUUUGGGUGACAAUGAACCUUUUCAAGUGUAGUUUUUUAACAUGUCUACUACUAUGCUUAUUGUUACUAAAUUAAUUAAUAAAGAAUGAUUUUUUCCAAGUUGGUAAUUAAGAAUUGUCUUAGAUAUGUCUAUGUAUAAAUGUAAUUUGUCAACUAAAAUGUAAAUAUGAAUUAGUUCUAGAGCAGUUUUUGUAUAUUCUAUUGAUGGAUAAUUCUGUCACAUUUAAACAAAUAAUCCCUAAAUCUGAUGGUUGGUUAAUCUCAAAUGGUUGUGUUGAAGAAGCCUUUAGAGUUUUGCUGUUUGUUUAGGAAAGAUGCUAAAAAUUUAUUUAAUAAUUUUAACAAUUCUUUAAUACCAACUUAUUUGUACACCUAUAACUUCAAUAGUAACACACAAGCCCCUUCCGAAUUAAGUUGGCCCAAAGUCAUAUUUUUCAAAAAUUUGUUUUUAAAAGGCUUUAUUGUGAACUUCAUUUAUUCUUAUUUGUAUAACACUAAGUGUUAAAUCAAUGAAACUGAUAACUACAACAGGAGAAAUCUAAGAAAUAUACAACAUAGGCACAUAGUGGAUUUGAAAGUUCAGUAUUUAGGAACAUCUGCUUUAUUCUUUAUGAUCUCCAAAAUUGUUUGGGGCAUAGUUUUAACACUACAAAAUUCUGGUUUGAAGUAAUCCCGUCUUUAUUGAAGUCUUUGCUUCAAUUCAAAGAUUGUUCUAGUGGGAGGUUCAUUAAGCACUUUUUUCAUCUCUUGGUAAAAAUUUUCUAUGAGAGAUAUAUCAGGAUACUAGAAGCCCAUGUUGUUUAAUGGAACACUCCUAGAGAUACUGUUUACAGCGAUUGUAUUCCAGAAUUUUCCCACAACAAUCCGAACUUGUCUGCUUCAUAAUGGCUAGACAAAGUCGUUCAACUUAGAGAGAUAAACGGAUGGGAUGAUGUCUCUACCAUAUUCCAUAUGCAGUCAAGACUCGACGGAAUGGCAACGUCCUGGUACCAUAGUCUCGCCAAGUACAACUACACGUGGAAUGGUUGGAAAAGACUUAUUUUAAAAUCCUUCCUGGAUCAUAACCAUGAUACUAUGACUAUAAGAUAAGAUAUUGCGCAUGUUUUUGUGACGUCAUAUCCGACAAUAGUUUGGAGAUAUCCUUAUGUGUACGAUUAUUGUAAUUAUUAAACCUGUUGACUUAUUUUCGUCUAGUAAUUUCAUCACAGAAUGCAUACAAAUCUCAUUUAACUUUAACAAUAAUUCAAAUUCUAGUCUCCAAUGACGGGAUGUGCGAACCCGAUCGAUUUUGAGCUACUGGAAGAUCCUAUCUUGUUAUUCAUAGUAUCAUGGAUCAUAACGAUUACGCUCCUUUGUUGAGGAAAAUGUUGGACAGAAAGAAACAUAAAGGCGAGACAAUGAGUGUAUAUUAGAUACCUACCAUGAUAAUUGUAAUAAAUCUGAAAUUUCUGAUUUAAUUUUUUUGAAUUAAAAACAAGUACAUUUUUUUAUUGAUAAUAUUUUCUCUAUCCUCAAACCUUGAGGAAGGGAUACAGUCAGUUUCAGAUUGAAUCUUAAUUAAUUGUCAAGCCACACAUAUACCAGAAGACUACAACAUUUUUAAAAUGCACCUGACAAUUGUGAUUCAAUUUUUUAGAGCCACCUGCAUUUUUUAUCAUUAAAUUGGAUUCAUCUAUGAUAGGAUUACAUUGUUUUUUUUUCUAUUGAAUGUUAUUAAAAAUUCCAUAUGAUCCAACAAAAGCAUUUAAGUACAAUACUUCUUCUUUAAGUGCCGUCUCCCAAUCAGAGGUUCUAUAGAACUGCAUUUAAACCAGUCCCUUAAAUUCUUCAACCAUGACACUCUCCUUCAUCCUUUUGUCUUUCCCUGUAUUAUUAGCCUCAGUUCAUAUCUCUGUCCCCUCAUUAUGUGUCCCAGAUAUUGUAACUUUCUUAUUUUUAUUGUGUUAUUUUGCAUUCUUUGCCCAUUUCUCGCAAUACUUCUGUGUUAGUUUUCUUCUGUGUCCAUGCUAUUCUAAGCAUCCUCCUGUAACACUACAUUUCAAAUGACUGUAACUUAUUUAUGUGUUCUUGCUUCAAUGUUCAGUUUUCAAGUCCAUAUUGCAGUAUUGAAAGCAUGUAGCAUCUCAGUGCUCUUACUCUCAGUUCUAAUCUAAGAUCUUUGUUGCAGAGAAUUGCUUUCAUUUUUACUAAUGCAUUUCUUUCUAUUUCUAUCCUAGCUCUUAUUUCGGUUGUUUGAUCAUUAUUGCCUAAAAUCCAGGCUCCUAGGUAUAUAUCAACCCUUUUUAUCAGUACAUUUCCCAAAUGUAUGAUUGUUGGUAUAUUUGUUUUCUUUGUUAUUAUCAUGUAUUUGGUCUUUUUUAUAUUCAUUUUUAGUCCAUAUUUUUCACAGAAACUGUUUGUUUUGUUUAGCAGUAAUUUUAGUUGUUCAGCAGAGCUUGCCAUAACCACAGUGUCAUCUGCAUAUCUUAUGUAUAUUAAGUACAUAUAACUUUUUAUAUUGGCCAAAAAACUACGAUUUUAAUAGUUGGGCUAUCUGACAUGGGAAGGAGCUCAUAUGUGUCUAAAUAGUUUAUUGAGAAGUGAUCAUUUUUACAGAAACAUCUAUCCUUAGUAAUUAACUUAGUGAAAAUUUAGGAGAAAGCAAUGUUUUUAUGUACACUGUUUAAUUUAUAACACAAAAAUGUAAUUUUGAUCCAACAAUCAUCUAUUAGAAAAAUGUUUUCUACAAUUU